CCUGUUCUCUUUCUUAAGUCACUUCAAACACUGCGGCUGACUCUGCGUGUGUCCCCUCAUCCCUCUGCAGUAUGAAGUAAGCGUGCGGCAGGUAGAGAGCGAGCAGCGAGCAGGCGAGCGAGCAAAAGGCGGGAGCCUCCUGACAGGCAGCGCUGGUGUGCCGUUGACUGGAGUUUUUGCUUUCCUCUGUUCCAUGGUGAAUUGGACAUAUCUCAAUUGUAAUGUUCAGAGACAAAGUUUAUCUUCAGCAGAAUGGAAACGACACUCAAAAGGAAUGUCACCUCGCCGUUUGGCGACAGGGUGCAGUCGCACUCAAACCAUGGCCCGUGCUUCCAGCCUCUUCCUCUUCUUCUUAAUUCAUCACGAUUCCCCUCACUAGAUAGUUCUUUUGACCGGAGCUUCUUUAGUUUCAGACCCCCAGCCUUACUGGACUUUGAAAGAUUCCAGGCAAACCCUGAAGGGGGCUCCCGAAAACGGAAGAGGACACCAUUCAAAGUGACUCACCCUCUUCCAGAAGGUGAGUGCUCUGAUGAAAUGAGCGAGGAAAGCAAUGAGAAGAUGGUUAACCUUUCACGCCUGCCUUACCCAUUGCCUCCAACAGCAAAGUGCGUGCCACAAAUGAUAGAUCUAAGCAACUUUCAGUUUUAUCGUGCUCUUGAUCGCUGUGACACUGGUGCCAAAGAGGAGCCCAUGAAACAUGAACUACUAUGGCCAGGCACCCCACUAAUGAUGCACCCACCACCAAGAUAUUAUCCCAAAAUUCACCCUGGAAUAAUCCCAUUUCCUUUCAUCAUGCCAAAUCCCCUCAUGCAUUUUCCACAUGGCUUUUAUCUGAAUGAGUCCAUAAAUAGGCAUCGAAGAGACACUGCUGAGAAGGAGAAGUCCAACAGUGGUGAGCGACUGGAUGUCAACGUACACAUUGAUGACAGCUAUUAUGUUGAUGUGGGAGGUGACCAGAAGCGCUGGAAGUGCCGGAUGUGCGAAAAGUCUUAUACCUCCAAAUACAACCUUGUGACCCACAUUCUUGGCCACAGUGGCAUAAAGCCUCAUGCCUGUAAACAAUGUGGCAAACUCUUCAAGCAGCUAAGCCACUUACAUACACACAUGCUCACACAUCAGGGAACCAGGCCUCACAAGUGCCAAGUGUGCCACAAAGCCUUCACUCAAACCAGCCACCUAAAGAGACACAUGAUGCAGCACAGCGACAUCAAGCCAUACACCUGCAGGAUCUGUGGCAGGGGCUUUGCCUACCCCAGUGAAUUGAAAGCCCAUGAGAUCAAACAUGAAGGUGGCCAGGAGAACAUCUGUGUAGAAUGUGGGUUAGAUUUUCCAACACUGGCCCAACUGAAGAGACAUCUAACAGCUCACAGGGGUCCAACCCAGUACAACUGCACAGAGUGUGACAAGACCUUCCAGUACCCAAGCCAGCUCCAGAAUCACAUGAUGAAGCACAAAGACAUUCGACCAUACAUCUGCACUGAAUGUGGAAUGGAGUUUAUACAGCCGCACCACCUCAAGCAGCACACCCUGACUCACAAGGGUGUAAAAGAACACAAGUGUGGUAUCUGUGGGCGUGAAUUUACCCUCCUUGCAAACAUGAAGCGGCAUGUUCUGAUUCAUACCAACAUUCGAGCCUACCAAUGUCACUUGUGCUUCAAGAGUUUUGUGCAGAAGCAGACUCUGAAAGCUCACAUGAUCGUGCAUUCUGACGUCAAACCUUAUAAAUGCAAGCUAUGUGGGAAGGAGUUCAACAGAAUGCACAAUUUGAUGGGCCACAUGCAUUUGCACUCAGACAGCAAGCCUUUCAAGUGCCUUUACUGCUCGAGUAAAUUCACACUGAAGGGGAACCUCACAAGGCACAUGAAGGUCAAGCAUGGUGUCAUGGAUGGUGGCUUAGACUCACAAGGAUUUAGGAGGAGAGGAAGGUUCAGACUGUCAUCCCAAACAGAUGUGAUGGCUGGCUUUGUGCAGGAUGAGCCCUUUGACCUUUCACAGAAGCACAGGCCCAAAUUGUGCGUGUCUCAGUCAGAUGGAGAAAGUGCCAAGGGCAGUUCAUGUCAGGAAGAAGAUGAAGAGGCUUACUAUGGGAUGAACCACUCUAGUCCUGAGGACUGUCAUCAAGGCGGGGGCUCGUUCUCACCAAGAGAGGUGACUGGUGCACAGAAUGAGCCAAGGCAGAGCUUUGGGGAGAAGGACAGAAAUGGAAGUGAAUGUGAGGAGAGAGAAAGAGGCAGGGAAGAGCUCCAAGAAAAGGAGGAGGAAUUUUACCUUGCUGAAGAGGAAUAUGCGUCUAUCAGGCAUUCUCAGAAAAAUCAGAGCUACUUUCGGCACAAGCGUUUCAACAUGCAUGUGACAAAAAAGAAUGAGCAUAGGUUUACUAAGGAUAGUGAUUGAAGUGGGGUUUUGUGUAUGUGGGAGUAAUAAGAAUAAUGUGUAUUUAAUUACUGCCGCCUAUUAAGGAAAAUCUGAGAGAUGGAGAGAACUUUGAAUGCAUGAAUAUAUACAUCAAUUAAUUUUUGGAAGGCCAGUAUCUCCAUUCAAGAAGCAGGAACCUAUCCCAGCAGCACUGAGUGCAAAGAAGGCGCCCACUCUGAAAGGGAUGGGAAGGAAAGGGUCACCCACAAGGCACACUUACAAAGGCACACUCACAUUCACUCAUUCUUGACCAAUAUAGAGUUGCUAAUGCAACCCAUGCAACAUAUCUUUGUGUACAGAGAAACAGCACGCACUCAUGGGGAGAACAUGCAGCCUUGAUAUGGACAGUGAGCAGGCUGAGACCUGAAUCCAGUUCUGCUGAGCUGAAGCACCAUGGUGCCCACUUUCAUCAAAAUUUUCUUGACGCAUAAAACAAGGUUGAUGAAAUUUAAACUAAUUACUGGAAACCUGCAAAGAAAAGUAAUGUGUUCAUUUAUUUUUUUAAUUUUUUGUGGUAACUUUGUUGUUGAACAGACUCCCAGAGCAACUUCUAUAAAUAGCACAGGACACCACCUUUUACUUGUUAUUAGCAAAGCUGAAUAGUAAGCACUUUCCAUGACCUGCUCUGGAUCACACUGUACAGCAGUGAUUUGCAGUUUGGCUGUUAGGAACCGUAAAACUACACUACCUGCAAAAGAAAUAUAUAGGUAUAUGUUCACUUUCAUGUAUAUGUACAUAUAUGUUUAUUCAUAUAUUUAUAUUCAUAUCUUUAUGUGCACAUGCAUGAAGUUGUGUGAAUAUGCAUAUACUGUAUGUAUCUUCUUGCACGUUUACAGUAUAUGUUAGUUUUCAUUGUAAUUAUAUAUAUGUUUAUGUAUAUAGGUAUGCAUUUGCAUAUACACUAUAUGCGUAUGUAUAUUAAAUGCAUAUGUGCAGUAUGUAUUCAUUUUCAAUGAUAUGUACAGUAUAUAUGUGGUUAUCCAAAUUUACAGUGGAUUCAGAAAGAAAAUAGGUUACACAGAUGUGUACAGGAUUAAGUCCAACAUAGAACUGAGGAAACAUAGGACGUGGUCUGGGUUUUAAGGCAGGGAACUGGAAGUGAUGUCAGGGUGGCAGGAAUCAGGCAGAAUUUCCCGUGUUUGGUCUGCAGGGAUAACACAGAAAGAGUUACCUUCAUUUGGUCCUUUUAACUGCCUCCCAUGCGUACGUGUCUGACAAUGGAAAGUGUGCUUUGAUAUUUUGAAUCCUUGUGCUAAAGUAAUUUAAAUAUGUUUUUUCCCCUCAUCAAAAAAACACCAAUAUCCCAAAAUAACAAAGUGAAAACAGGACUUUAGUGAUUUUUAAAAAUUUAUUAUGAAUAAAAAACGGAAAUAUUGCAUUGAGACAGAUAUUUAGACCCUUUACUCAGUACUUUCUUGAAGCACCUUUGGCAGCCAUUACAGUCUGGAGUCUUCUUGGGUACAAUGUGACAAGUGCCAAACACCUGGACUUGGGGAUUUUCAGCCCUUCUUCUGUAAAGAUCCUCUCAACCUCUAUCAGGUUGGAUGGAGAUCACUGGUGGACAGCUGUUUUCAGGCCUUACUAAAGAUGUUUGAUAGGGUACAAGGCUGGGCACUGGCUGGGCAACUGAAAGACAUUCCUAGGGUUGACCGUUAGCCACUCCUGUGUCCUUGCUUCAUGCUUAGCAUCAUUGUUCUGUUGGAAGUUGAACCUUCUGCCAAGUCUGAGGGACAGAUCACACUGAAGCAGGUUUUAAUUGAACAUAUCUCUGUACUUUGGACCAUUUGGCUUUCCCUCAAUCCUGUCUAGUUCCCCAGUGCUCAAAAUCAACCCGACAGCAUGAUGCUGCAACCACCAUGCUUCAUUGUUGAAAUGCUAUUGCACAGGUAAAAGCAGCGCCUCUAGGAGUCUUUUACUUUUCUAGGAGGCUUCUGUCUGACUGCUCUAUCAUAAAUCCCAGAUCGGUUGUGUGUUGUAGUGAUGGCUGACCUUCUGAAAGGUUCUUUCAUCUCCACAGAGGUUCUCUGGAGCUCAGCCUCUCUUACCAAGACCUUUCUCUAAUAAUUGUUCAGCUUGGUUAGUUGGCCAGCUCUAGGAGUUGAUCCAAACAUCUUCUGCUUAAGAAUUAUGGAGGCAACUGUGCUCCUGGGAACCAUCAAUGUUGCAGGCAUUUUUUAUAAUCUUCCCCAGAUUUCUGCCUCAACACAGUCCUGCCUCUAAGCUCUGCAGGUAAUUCAUUCAAUUCCAUGGCUUGUUCUUUGUUUACUAGUGGGAACUUCUAUUGACAGGUGUGUGCCUUUCCCAAUACUGUCCAGGCAAUUGAAUUAAUUACCGGUGGUGUACUCCAAGAUACAUGUCUCAAAAUUGAUCAGCAGAAUGGGGUGCAUCUGAGCUAAAUUUCAACUGUCAUAGCAAAGGGUCUGUAUAUUUGUGUCACUAUGACAUUUCAGUUUUUUUUUAUUUUUAAUCAGUUUACAAAAAUUUCACAUGGGGAGAGCACGCUGUCAAAAAAAAUGUUUUUGUGUUGCCGCAUUGGGGUACUGAAUGUUACUUGAUCUGGGGAAAAAAUGAAUUUAAAUAAUUUAGCCCAAGGCUGCAACAUAACAACAUGGUGAGAAAUUCAAGGGAUCCGAAUACUUUCUGAAUCCACUGUACAGUAUACUCAUAUGUACAUGCAUAUUAGAUAGAUAGAUAGAUAGAUAGAUAAUUUAUUAAUCCCCAAGGGGAAAUUCACAUACUCCAGCAGCAGUAUAAAUAUAUAUAUAUAUUUAUAUUUUUUUACAUACAAAUAUCUUCUUCUGUAUGUUCAUAUCAUCAAACCUCAGAAGUAUAAAUCAGUAUUGCAUCAUAACAAUUCUGUGCAAGUAUGCUGUUAUUAAUUAUAACAAAACACAAUAUUAUUAUUUUGUAUUAACAAAAACCUGGAUGAAUUGGAGGGAAAACAAAAGGUGAGAGGAAUAGAGGGAGUGGAAGAAGCACAUUGCAGCAUUCUUCUUGUUUUUGGCCCUUAUAGAUUUGACAUUGAGUAUGCACUAAAGUGACUUAAAUUGUUUCUUAAAUAUAAAUAACAAUAGGAGUUCAACAAUAUCAAAACUAUAUGGAGCAAAAAAUGCAAUAACAGUACUGUACUGCUUUGUAACACAAGAUUAAUUUUUACUUAAUAAAAUAUUAUUUAAUAAUAUUUUUAACAAAGUAACAUUAAUCUGUUUUCUGUAUUUUAUCUUGCAUGAACAGUCCUUUAAAUAAUGUAUGUACAGUAUGGGAACUAAGUUAAAAUAUUAUUGCUGGGAUGCCAGUGAGGCACGAGCCUUCUUUUUUUAUAAUGAAAACAUGCCAAUAAAUUAAAAUGUUUUAUAAACUACA
Molecule: messenger RNA, 5778 nt
Organism: Polypterus senegalus (gray bichir)
Lineage: Eukaryota; Metazoa; Chordata; Cladistia; Polypteriformes; Polypteridae
Gene: znf366
Product: zinc finger protein 366
Exons: 6
Coding region: 253-2394 (713 amino acids)
Cellular component (GO): nucleus
Source: RefSeq, a predicted model, not a curated record